Messenger RNA from Fukomys damarensis (Damara mole-rat), 3841 nucleotides. It is a transcript of the gene Itgbl1, whose product is annotated as integrin subunit beta like 1. Gene Ontology annotation, cellular component: focal adhesion; integrin complex; cell surface. NCBI's taxonomy places the organism in Eukaryota, Metazoa, Chordata, Mammalia, Rodentia, Bathyergidae. The annotation marks the transcript as partial. Gene Ontology annotation, biological process: cell-matrix adhesion; cell adhesion mediated by integrin; cell migration. The transcript has 11 exons. The record is from RefSeq and is a predicted model, not a curated record. Gene Ontology annotation, molecular function: integrin binding.
UGGGCUGCGCCCCAGAGCUCCUCGCCCUCGCUCAGGAGCUGGUCGGGCGCCCCCUGCAGGCUGUCCCGGGCGGAGUCUGAGCGCCGGUGCCGCGCACCUGGGCAGCCCCCUGGCCACGCUCUGUGCCACGGCCAGGGCCGGUGCGACUGUGGCGUGUGCAUCUGCCACGUGACCGAGCCGGGCACGUACUUCGGGCCGUUGUGCGAGUGCCACGAGUGGGUGUGCGAGACCUACGACGGGAACACCUGCGCAGGCCAUGGGACUUGUGACUGUGGGAAAUGCAGAUGUGACCUGGGAUGGUCUGGUGAUGCUUGCCAGUAUCCGACUAACUGUAACCUUACGAAGAAGAAAAGCAACCAAAUGUGCAAGAAUUCUCAAGAUAUUGUCUGCUCCAACGCAGGUACCUGUCACUGUGGCAGGUGUAAGUGUGAUGAUUCAGAUGGAAAUGGCCUCGUUUAUGGCAAAUUUUGUGAGUGUGAUGAUAGAGAAUGCAUAGAUGAUGAGACGGAGGAGAUAUGUGGAGGCCAUGGGAAGUGUUACUGUGGAAACUGUUACUGCGAGGCUGGUUGGCAUGGAGAUAAAUGUGAAUUCCAGUGCGACAUCACCCCCUGGGAAAGCAAGCGAAAAUGCACAUCUCCAGAUGGCAAAAUCUGCAGUAACAGAGGGACCUGUGUGUGUGGCGAGUGUUCUUGCCACGAUGUUGAUCCAACUGGGGACUGGGGAGACAUUCACGGGGACACCUGCGCAUGUGAUGAAAGGGACUGCAGAUCUGUUUACGAUCGGUACUCUGAUGACUUCUGCUCAGGUCAUGGCCAGUGUAACUGUGGAAGAUGCGACUGCAAAGCAGGCUGGUACGGGAAGAAGUGUGAACACCCGCUUUCCUGCCCGCUGUCUCCUGAGGAAAGCGUCAAGAAGUGUCAGGGCAGCGCAACCCUGCCGUGCUCGGGAAGGGGCAGAUGUGAAUGUGGAAAGUGCACUUGCUACCCACCAGGGGACCUCAGGGUGUACGGCAAGACCUGCGAGUGUGAUGACCGGCGCUGUGAGGACCUGGACGGGGUGGUGUGUGGAGGUCACGGUGCGUGUUCUUGCGGUCGCUGUGUUUGUGAACGAGGCUGGUUUGGCGAGCUCUGCCAGCAUCCGAGGAAAUGCAACAUGACGGAAGAACAAAGCCAGAGCCUGUGUGAGUCAGCAGAUGGCAUAUUGUGCUCGGGGAAGGGCUCUUGUCACUGUGGAAAGUGCAUCUGCUCUGCCGAAGAGUGGUUUAUUUCCGGGGAAUUCUGUGACUGUGAUGACAGAGACUGCGACAAGCACGAUGGUCUCAUCUGCACAGGGAAUGGAAUAUGUAGCUGUGGAAACUGUGAAUGCUGGGAUGGAUGGACUGGAAAUGCAUGUGAAAUCUGGCUGGGCACAGAAUAUCCUUAACAAUCCCACGGGAGAGGCUUGGAUUCUUAUCUUUCUAGAUCAUUAGAACAUAUAAAUGCAAAGGAAAUUGUGUAUAAUCCAUGCUAGGACAGAUUUAACAGACUAUUGUAUGUUUUUCUAUUUCUGACUUUCUGAAUGAAACCUGGGUACCCAUUAAAUAUGAGUUCAGAAACCUGAUAUAAAUAACACUAGAACAAACUGUUCUUAAGAUCAGUGGUUCCUAAUGGGGGCGAUUUGGCCAUGUGGAAGACAUUCAACAGUGUCUUUAGACAGUGUUGAUUGUCACACUGAGUGGGGUAGAAAGGUGUGCUCUGGACAUCUAUUUUAUUGGUAGAGGCCGAGACAGUGUGUCUACAGUGUGUGACAAAGGAUUUACUGGCUCUGAAUGCCCAUGGUACUGAAGUUGAGAAGAAUGAACAGCACAGUUUUCAGAAAACCACAUUGCUACACAAGAGUGGCCAUGUCAGAAUCAAAGGAAAAGAUCCAGUCUCAUGUAAACCCAUCACUCAGAUUUUCCUAGGGCUUCUUAUCACUCAGCAAGUGGGGACUGUGGAGACAAACACACAGGAGGUAUCCUGUGAGUUAGAGAGUCAGCAAAUCGAGAGUGCUUCCAAAGGGAAAAAAACUUGUUAACAUAGCUAAUGAGAAGUUGUCUGUCUCACUUUUAACACACAAAAGAAGAUUCUUUUAAGAUAAAGGAAGAAAUUAUGAAAAAUGUACAAUUUAACUGCUUAAAUAAAUAUGUAAAUUGUUUAUAGUCUGUGUCAGAAUAUGUUUACCUAUUGAAAAUAAGAACCAAAAAAAAAAAGAAAAAGGAUAUUCAUUUUAGGUUCCUAAACUAAAAUACCACAUUUUAAAGACUGGGCAGGGAUUACAUAUGCAAGAAAUAAGAUAUUUUUCACCACUUAAUGUAGACUUUUAAAAAAAUACAACACUUAGAAAUAUGAUGAAUCUGAAAUAUGAGAGAAGAUGAGUUAAUUUCCCUUGAGUCAUUUUCUGAGGAAAAGUAGGGUCAUGUGAAGCAGCCAAAAAUAGCAUGUGUAGCAAAAUGGCACCUAUUCCAAAUGCUCAGAAAAGGACCCCGAAAUGCUGGAAUGUUUUAAAUAGAAAUUACAAAUAUUCACUCAGUGAUAGAAACAAAAUGUUUAUUUUCUUAACGGUGAAACUUCGUUCUGUGUGAAAUUCACAUUGAAUUAUGAAAAUGUACAAUUAUUGGGACUUUCCUUACAUAUAUACAGCUAGAUCUACUUCCACAUAUUAGUUUAGACAACCUUUAAUUAUUUAGAGCUUAAAAAAAUCCCACGUUUUACUAAGUGAGAAUUAUUUUGUAAAAUCCUAAAAUAAUGUAGCAAAAGCAUUUAAAUAAUGUUUUAAGAUGAAAAAAUGUACUUGGAAAUAUAUUUAUGAUGUAAAUAUUCUAGAACCAUGACUUGGACUUUAAAAGCCAGAUGAUCAAAAUUAAGGAAAAUAUGCAUCCCCUGUUACUUAAAAAUUAAAUAUUGAAAACUAUUUUAAGAGAAAGUUUAGUUGAUGCUGAUUUGUAUGAUAUUAAUACAAUUCUCAUAAUUUAGUAGAGUUUUCAAAAUUGUUCUCUCUGUCCUGAGCUUAAGGAAUGCGAUCAUAUUAGUUUUAUCACUGUUACUGAGUAUUUUGACUGAUGUACCAGUUUUGUACAAUGAGAGAAAUAGGUGUAGAUUAUACUGUUUCCUCUUUUCUGUAUAAACAUUUUAAGCCUCAAACCAACCUACUAUACUUAAACAAUAGCAAAUUUAAUGUCUUCUUUGAUGGAAUUGGGAUUCAUUACAUGAUUUAGCCAUUGUAAUACAGGUGAUCUUCAGAUUUCCCUAAUGCAGUGCUCAUGCUUCUAUAAAGAACUGAAUAGUAACUAUUUUAGACUUUGUACACCACAUUAUCUUUGUCGCAUACUCUUUUUUGAUUGUUUCCAUUAAAUAUUUUGAUGCAGUAAAUAGAAGUUCAUCCAAACAACUAGUCCAUACGAAAACUGAUUGAGGGCUGGAAUUGGCUCAGAGUUGAGCAGAGUUUGGCAAACUGUUCCACUGGCAUUACCCAUAAUUCCCUGAAGCUCAUCGCAUAACAUCAGGGGUGUCUUAUUUUGUACAAUUCUCUCUCUGUUAUUAUUCCUUGUCAUUAAUAGCAACUGCAACAAAAUCUUUUUAUAUUUUCAUUUCAAAUCCAUCCUCAGCAUUUCUGUAUGCCAAGUAAAAGAUUUUGUAUGUUGGAGAAGUUAUUACUCCAUAAAGUUCAAAAUGUGAUCUGUCUGCAACUUUGGACAAAGAUGAAAAUAUGUCUAGUUGAUCAUGUCCCAGGAAUGAAUUACAACUUAUAGAGCAAAACCUGAGCUAUAGCGUAAGUCAUGUGGUACCUAGUCUUUAUUGAACACUUUUUUCUAGAAAAACAG